GGGGUUGUGUUCGCUAUUAGCUUACGUCACGUCGGUGGGAAUUGUGCGGUCAGAGACAACCCGGAGAAGCAAGGACUUAUGGCUACAGUGAGAGAGAAAGCGGCGGCUUUGAAUCUCUCCGGGACAUUUUUCAGCCCAAUGCACCGACCACCAGAUCACCGAAUGGCCAACAAGCCAUUCCGGGCCACGUACAUCUGGAGCAGCAUCAUCAACAACCUUCAGUCGCAGGUGGAGGUCAAACGAAGGCGCCACAACCUCAAGUCCCACAACGACUGCUUCCUGGGCUCGGAGGCCGUGGACGUCGUCCUGGCUCACGUCAUCCAGAACAAGUUCUUCGGGGACGCGGACAUCCCCCGGGCGAAGGUGGUGCGCGUGUGCCAGGCCCUCAUGGACCGCAAGGUGUUCGAGGCCGUGGGCACCAACGUGUUCGGCAAGGAGAAGAAACGGGCCACCUUUGAGGACAGCAGCUUCAGCCUCUACAGGUUCCUGAAUGCGCAGGCCAACUCCACGAACAGUCCGAGCGCAAACGAGUCUCCCAGCUUUAACAGGACGGUUUACGGCGCGCCUUGCCGAAGGCAAGAGGCAGAGUAUUUGAAUAGCACGCCCAUCAAAGCUGACACGUCUUUGGAGGACCUUUUGGGGAACUUGAACCAAAGUCUAGCCCAUACCCCACAUCUGCCGGUGAAUUCUGGAUUAUCACAAACGUUGGUGGACGGGGUGUGGCACGAGCAGACUGUACUGCGCCUGCUGCAGCUGGUGGAGCUCCCCCUGGUGGACAGCCUGCUGGAGGGCACGGACAGCCAGCUGCCCCCGCUGCGCAGCAUGGACAGCGAUCCCGACCUGCUCUACACCAGCAACUACCUGGACAGGGAGAUCCUCAAAGCCUUCAGUGACUCGCAGGCGGACGACUGGCUCUCUGCCGCUGUGGACUGCCUGGAGUUCCUGCCGGACCAGCUGGUGGUGGAGGUGAGCAGGGGCCUGCCCGGCUGCUCGGACCGGCUGCAGCAGUGCAAGAGGCUGCUCUUCGACACCCUGUCCAAGCACUACGGCCAGCCUGCCUGCCCAGCACUGCUCACCAACCGCAUGUUCGACAUCCACAGCGGCAUCACCGACCUGCUGGUGAACGGGAAGCUGGAGCAGGCGCUGGAGGCCCUGCAGCUGUGUCUGAAGCUGCUGGACGCGCGCGCUCGCGAGGAGCUCCGCAGGCUGCUGCGCUUUAUGGCCGCGGCUGCGGACCCCGGGGAGGUCAAACUCCACAAGGAGAUUGAGAACAGAAUGGCGGUGAAAAGGGCUUUUUCAAGAGCCAUCGUCCAUGGCAGGCAUCUGGCCAAGGGAAAAGUGGACCUUCUGGUGCUGUUCCUGAUGGACAAUCACCGGGAAGUCCUCAAGAUUCCAGGAUCUUUGCACAAGCUGGUCAGUGACAAACUGGCCUAUAUCGCGCAUGGGAAAAACCCAGAUGCAAUAACAGGCUCUACCUACUGUAGCAGAGUCACUGGAAAGGUAUACGAGGAGAGCAGUCAGAAAACCACAAAGGAAGAGCUGUUGGUCCUCCUCCGGAGUAUUCACGAGAACCCGAAGCUCUCGGCCAAAGAGAAGAAACGCUUACUCGGCCAGUUUUACAAAGGCCAUCCUGAGAUUUUUGUACAGUAUUUUGGAACCAAAAUAUCCACUGUUGAAGUGUAAUUUUAACUGAAAUGAACCACUGUAUAUAUUGUAAAAAGAAGUGUGUACGAACCAUUUCAAUGUUGUUAGCAUGUGUAAAUCUUAAUGUGAAAGCUUUAAUAAAAUGUUUUUAUUUUACAUAAUCUGGA
Messenger RNA from Anguilla anguilla (European eel), 1811 nucleotides. It is a transcript of the gene depdc7a, whose product is annotated as DEP domain containing 7, paralog a. Lineage: Eukaryota; Metazoa; Chordata; Actinopteri; Anguilliformes; Anguillidae. The transcript is spliced from 9 exons. Bases 79 to 1683 code for a protein of 534 amino acids. Gene Ontology annotation, biological process: intracellular signal transduction. The record is from RefSeq and is a predicted model, not a curated record.